This is a messenger RNA of Triticum turgidum subsp. durum (durum wheat), 291 nucleotides long. NCBI's taxonomy places the organism in Eukaryota, Viridiplantae, Streptophyta, Magnoliopsida, Poales, Poaceae. The record is from the annotation of a GenBank genome assembly.
AUGGUGGACAAGCCGAGCCGGGCGCUGGUGUUGUACGCCGCCGGCCAUGCGGCGCUGCUCGCUGGGGGCGGAGGGGGGAAGGUCCAGCUCGACGCGUUCGCCUCCAUAGCCUCAUGCGGCUUCCUCUCCGUCCGCACCCCCGCGCGGACCGCCGGCCCCCGGCCCCAGGGCUCGUACAUCCAGCCGGCCACCGGCGACCUGCUCGCCGGUGAGUAUGUGCAGCAGCCUGAAGAGGCGCCUGUAGGCAGGGGAAGCCGCCGGAUCUUGCAGCGCAGCGCAGUUGAGUACUGA